AUGGCUACCAUAAUGCAGCAAAGCCCACAAGAUGCCAGCUAUUUCUGGCGAAGCAGUUCAGACACCUGGACGAGCAAUCACGUAUGGGAACCACAAGAGCGCAGACGAUCCAUGGACGACGAAGAGGAAGUACUCUACGAACUCGACGAAGUCGCCCUAGCACAACUACCACUGCAUCUCCAACACAACAUGCGUCAAAUACAGCUGGAACGAAUACGCAAACUACUGCACGACCGGGAUCCGAAUUCCGGGGUUGACCCCAGACCUGUACACCCUAAUCCCUACGCGCAAACCUGGUUCAAAAACAUGAUGGCUCGACUCUCAGCAGACCAAGAGAUGAAUGAAGUCCACGAAUGGCGCCAGUCGGUACAGCUUGACGGCGAACCAGACGACACUACCUGGCCUCUGGUUCCACGACAGUGGACUGGCAACAGACAGCACUAUGAUCGGAGAACCUGGCACUUUGAUCAUGCGACUUCGGGUGAAAAUAGUUUCAACGCUUAUUCGACAGGCAGCACACGUGUAUGCAGUCUGCAUGGACUGGGGGUCAAUGAGUUUGGAUUCCGCCUAUCCGAGUCUGGUUCACAUGGUAGCAGAGACCAGAAGCAGGAGGUCGGAAAGGUCUCUUCGAAGCCUCGGAAGAGGAAUUUGUCUCUUAUUACGCAUAUGCGGGCUCAUGUGCGUUUUCGGGUACGCAAGAGUGUUCAGAAGCUAAGCAAGCUCCUGAAGAAGUGAUCUGGUUAUUCAACGUCGGGUUUGUGUCGUUGAAUCAUUUGAACAUUUGGGGAAACGAGUAAAAAGUUUGGGGUUGUUUUUCCUAGGAGUUUGGCGAUACGGUGCAAAGGGAAUACCUGGAUAGCGGGCGUUAUAAAGCAUCUGUGCAAGAUGAGCUUUUUUUUAUUUUUUGAAUGAUAUGAAUUACUCUUUAAGACCCAAAGGAAGAGAGGGC
Molecule: messenger RNA, 949 nt
Organism: Aspergillus costaricaensis CBS 115574
Lineage: Eukaryota; Fungi; Ascomycota; Eurotiomycetes; Eurotiales; Aspergillaceae
Exons: 1
Coding region: 1-735 (244 amino acids)
Source: RefSeq, a predicted model, not a curated record